AUGGAUUCUGAUGGAGAAAAAUGUUGUCGAGUCUAUUUGGCCAAUGGGGAAUUUGUUUUAGGGAAUUUCACAGCAGGUGGAUUGACAUUUCAAGUGAGUUUAAACAGUUCUUCAUUUCCUCGUGAAGAAUUGGAUAUCAAACGAUCAGACAUUCCAAGUGAGUUUUAUUUUGGAGUUGGUACAAGUGCUGCGCAGACUGAAGGCUCAGCUAAAGAAGGAGGAAGAGGAUCAAGUAUCUGGGAUCAUUUUGUGGAACAGAACCUAGACGGGAGCUUAAGCGGCUGUAUUAGUCAAGAGGGUAUUGAUCACUACAACAAUGUGAUCAAUGAAAUAGUCAGAAAUGGCAUUGAACCUUUUGUGACACUGUUGCACUUUGACUUGCCACAAGCCUCGGAAGACAAGUACAGAGGCUGCUUAAAUCGUAUGUUUGUGAAUGAUUUUAAGGACUAUAGUGAACUUUGCUCCAAAGAAUUUGGAGACAGAGUUAGAUAUUGGUUCACAAUAAACGAGCCAACAGUUUCUGUAGUGUAUGCUUAUGAACUUGAGAUUGCCCCACCAGGGAGGUGUUCCUUUAAAGAAGGAUUCUGUGUAUUCGGGGCUCCUCCCCCAGGGCCAUGUCAUGUCAGCACCGGAAAAUGCACACCAGAUGCUAAUUCAUCCGCAGAACCUUAUAUUACAGAUUCUCCGGAAGAUAUAGCUGCAACAGAAAGAUCUUAUGACUUCAACUUAGGAUGGUUUCUAGAACCAUUUGUGUACGGAGAAUAUCCAAAAAGUAUGAAAGUGGUGGUGAAGGAAAGGCUGCCUAGUUUUUCUGCAGAAGAGAAAAGUUUAAUCAAGGGUAGUUUAGAUUUUGUUGGGAUGAACUACUAUAUAUCAUCUUAUGUUAAAAGUAAGCAGCCAUCUCCUACAGAAGAGCCGCGAUAUACAAUUGAAGUUGCAGCUGAACAGACAAGUUUGAGCAAAGAUGGAGUUCAUCUUGGCUCAGACAAUGGAAAUCGGCCAAAAGGACUUCCUAUGUCCAGGAAGGAUAACUCCUCGCUUUCUGAACGAUUGAAGGACUCGGAUCGAAUCUCCUAUAUUGCUAAACAUUUGUAUAGUCAGAGUGGAGUAAACAUCAGAGGGUAUUUCUACUGGUCUUUAUUCGAAUGGGGUAUGGGAUUGUUUGAGUCAUUUGGACUUCACUAUGACAAUUUGAAACGUAUCCCCAAACAAUCUGCUGAGUGGUUCCAACGUUUCCUUCAGAGAAAUGAUUGCUAA
Messenger RNA from Fragaria vesca subsp. vesca, 1257 nucleotides. Its product is annotated as beta-glucosidase 11-like. Gene Ontology annotation, molecular function: beta-glucosidase activity. The transcript is spliced from 11 exons. The record is from RefSeq and is a predicted model, not a curated record. Gene Ontology annotation, biological process: carbohydrate metabolic process. NCBI's taxonomy places the organism in Eukaryota, Viridiplantae, Streptophyta, Magnoliopsida, Rosales, Rosaceae. Bases 1 to 1257 code for a protein of 418 amino acids.